UAAAAGGUUAAGGUCUGUUUAACAAAUUAUGAACGAGUGUUAGAUUAUUUUAUAGAGAAAUGUGACGGUUUAAAUAAAAUUUAGAAUGCUAAAAAAUAAUGAUAGUAUUAAAAUGCUGAUUUUGAUUUGGGAAGUAAAACAUACGUGUCGUAAUAUAAAUGGUGACAGUACACGUCAUUGUACGAUGAUGUCGACACGCCCAUCGUUUACUAUUCCACCCACUCUAGUCCCAAGAAAACAAUUUUGAAUAUUUCCGUUUCUUAUAGUUUAAUCCUUAAUAAUUUCCCAAGUUUUUUGAACAUAAUAAUUUCCCAAGUUUAUUUUAAAGAUGUUUGCUUCUGCUAUCGAUUCUUAAUUUUACCAAAAACAGAUAAAGUCAUGGUCAUUUCUUUAAUCAGAACCUAGGACUAACUUGUUCUUUUUCUUCUUUAAUUAUUAUUUUCUCUGUUGUAUUGUUCAUCAAUUAUUAGUCCAACUAGCAAUAGCAUCACCAAAAGAAGAACAUAAAAAAUCUCUUCUUCCUUUUUCCUUUUCUCUGUCCAAUUAAUCAGAACAAAAAGCAAGCUUAGAAUUUAGGGUUUGUGGCUCUUGUACAACCAGAUAGAGGAAGAUGGUGAGAGGAAAGAUCGAGAUCAAGAAGAUCGAGAACAGGACAAGUAGACAAAUCACAUUCUCGAAGCGAAGGAACGGUCUCUUUAAGAAGGCUCAUGAGCUAUCUGUUUUAUGUGAUGCACAAGUCGCCGCCAUUGUCUUCUCUCAGAGCGGAAGAUUAUACGAAUUCUCUAGCUCCGAGAUGGAGAAGACGAUAGAAAGAUAUGGCAAGUUUAGUCCUGACUACUUUGUGUCAGGGAGGCCCCAAGAAGAACUAUACUUGCUGGAGCUUAAGAAGGAAAUGGAUAUAAUGGUAAAGAAGAUUGAUCUCCUUGAAGUUCAUCAACGGAAGCUAAUGGGGCAAGGUUUGGGUUCAUGUUCACUGGCACAACUUCAAGGGUUGGAUACUCAGAUUGAGAAAAGCCUUCGAAUUAUCAGAUCAAGAAAGGAGAGAGAACUCUUGGACCAGAGAAGAAGGUUACGUGAAGAGGAAAUCAGAGAAACCCUGGUACGGCCAAUGCUGCCAGUAACCUUACACACUGGGAAAGAUGAAACCGGAAGUGCCUGCAGAAUGUCCAAACAUUCAUCAGAAGUCGAGACCGAUCUAUUUAUUGGAUUUCCCGUUACUCGACUAUAAUACAUUUCAGACAUUCCUUUAGUCUGCUCAUAGUAAGAAAUUUUUUUGCUGAUAGUCUUAUAACUUUGAUUCGAUGUUUGUACUAAUAAUUAGCUUAUAAUUUUCUUUGCGUUUUGGCCAUCUCUUGUGUGUAAACUGGAAAUAAUUUGACAUGUAUAAGUUGUCACUUAAAUUUUUCCUUUUGGAAUUAUUGUGACAUUUUUUUCUGGAAAAA
This is a messenger RNA of Brassica napus (rape), 1442 nucleotides long. Its product is annotated as MADS-box protein AGL71-like. Gene Ontology annotation, molecular function: protein dimerization activity; RNA polymerase II cis-regulatory region sequence-specific DNA binding; DNA-binding transcription factor activity, RNA polymerase II-specific. The coding region runs from base 611 to 1228 and encodes 205 amino acids. Lineage: Eukaryota; Viridiplantae; Streptophyta; Magnoliopsida; Brassicales; Brassicaceae. Gene Ontology annotation, biological process: positive regulation of transcription by RNA polymerase II. The record is from RefSeq and is a predicted model, not a curated record. The transcript has 7 exons. Gene Ontology annotation, cellular component: nucleus.